Messenger RNA from Dothidotthia symphoricarpi CBS 119687, 1769 nucleotides. RefSeq lists its product as uncharacterized. Gene Ontology annotation, molecular function: phosphoric diester hydrolase activity. The coding region runs from base 117 to 1550 and encodes 477 amino acids. NCBI's taxonomy places the organism in Eukaryota, Fungi, Ascomycota, Dothideomycetes, Pleosporales, Dothidotthiaceae. The transcript is spliced from 2 exons. Gene Ontology annotation, biological process: lipid metabolic process. The record is from RefSeq and is a predicted model, not a curated record.
CAUAUAUCUGCCUGCCUCGAACAAUUCCUCGACGUUACGAGCCGCAGUCCAUUGAUCGCCAGGGCUCUGCAUCAGCUUAAGAUUUGCGACAGGGUUAUCUGGGAUCUUCGCCUAGCAUGUCUUCCGAUCCGAUCUCCGAGCCAGCCUCGCCCUCCAAGACUCCUCUGCUGCACAUGUACCAUUCGUACGAUCAUGGCCUUCCCGUCAAGUCUGAACCACUGAUAACGGUUACCACAUUAAGCUCGCUCGAGAAUGGCGAUGACUACUAUAACGACGUUGACACAAAAAAGAAGCCAGGGUUUUGGAGGCGAAUGCUGAUGGCUGUAAGAAGAAGACGGAGUGUUGCGUCACGGGGUAACAACUUGACGAACAUGACUGUGGGUCGAGGGGAAAAGAGAGUACCGAAGCAGCCGAGAUCGAAAAAGACCUACACUGCUUGGGGGUGCCUGCUGGCCAUCUUCCUAGUUGUGUUCUUCUUCGGAUUAGUUCACAUCGCGAACGUCAUUUUGGGCUACGUUUCCAUGCUCAAGGACGACAGGACUCCCGCACACGGGAGGCAUAGACAUGACCGGUGGGGUACAAACGACGCCUCUUACCUGCUGGAUAUCACACGUGAUGUCAUCCCCAUCGCAUGCCACUCCCACAACGACUACUGGCGCCGCGUCCCUCUCUACGACGCACUCCGCUGGGGCUGCACCGGCGUCGAAGCCGACGUCUGGCUCUUCGACGACGACCUCUUCGUCGGCCACAACACACACGCCCUGACCAAGGACCGCACCUUCCGCUCCAUGUACGUCGACCCUCUAGCCGCCAUGCUCGACAGCAAAAACACCGCCAGCGCAUUCAGCAGCGCCUCCACAAACAAAAGCGGCGUCUUCGACACCGCGCCCGCCCAAACCCUAGUCCUACUCGUCGACUUCAAAAACAACGGCGCAAACAUCUUCCCCGUCGUCUCGCAGCAACUCACCGCGCUGCGCGAAAAAGGCUACCUAACCUACUUCAACGGCACCACAACCGUCAAAGGCCCCAUCACCGUCGUCGCCACAGGAAACGCCCCCUUCGACCUCGUCACCGCAAACUCCACCUACCGCGACAUCUUCUUCGACGCGCCCCUCGACAGGAUGUACGAAGAGCCCACACCCCUCCGCGACGUCUCACAGGAGCAAGACACCGACGACGACGCCACAUCCACCCCGGCCAUCGUAACCUCAGGCCAAGGCACAGUCGGCACCUCCCCAACCUCCCACUUCGACGCAACAAACUCCUUCUACGCCUCCGUCGACUUCCGCCGCUCAAUCGGAUACAUCUGGUUCGGCCACAUCUCCCACCACCAGGUGCACACCAUGCGCGGCCAGAUCCAGGGCGCGCACAAGCGCGGCCUUAAAGUGCGGUAUUGGGGCGCCCCGCAGUGGCCUAUUGGUCUGCGCAAUAGGAUCUGGGAUGUUAUGGUGGAGGAGGGCGUUGAUUAUCUGAAUGGGGAUGAUUUGGAGGCGAUGACGAGGUUGGAUUGGGGGGCGAAGAGGCAUACGGGGUGGUUGGGCACGCAGUGAUGAUGGUUGUGUGGUUUUACGAAUUUCCUUUUUCUUAUGUGGAUGUAUGAUGUGGAUGAUACCCGGUAGCGGCAUAUAUGAAUGAUAUGGAUGACACUUCAACUCUGGCUUUUUGCGUGGAGAAUGUGUUUGUGCAAGAAGAGGUUACGCGGAUCGUUGAUACUGAUGGGUUGACUGCCUUACUUCUUCAAGACAGUUACAUCCAGUUCAAAUCCUUAC